CCCAUCCCGAGGCACACACAUCCCGGGAAUAGCCAGGUGUCCCAGGCCGCCACACGCCCGGCUCUCCGCCUAGGGCAGAGAGGCCGGAGGCUCCAGCUCAGCACGCGGCGGGAGUGGGCGGCGAGCGCCAGCAGGCGAGAAAAUCUGCUCGGUCCCAGGCAGCCGCCGCUGCCCCUUUGAUGUUUUGGUACACCGUGCGCAUGCGCCUCACAUUAGAAUUACUGCACUGGGCAGACUAAGUUGGAUCUCCUCUCUUCAGUGAAACCCUCAAUCCCAUCAAAAACUAAAGGGAUGUGGAGAGUCCGGAAAAAGGGCUACUUUGGGAUUUGGUCAUUCCCCUUAAUAAUCGCCGCUGUCUGUGCGCAGAGUGUCAAUGACCCUAGUAAUAUGUCGCUGGUUAAAGAGACAGUGGAUAGACUCCUGAAAGGCUAUGACAUUCGUCUGAGACCAGAUUUUGGAGGUCCCCCUGUGGCCGUGGGAAUGAACAUUGACAUUGCUAGCAUCGAUAUGGUUUCCGAAGUCAAUAUGGAUUAUACCUUGACAAUGUACUUUCAGCAAGCCUGGAGAGAUAAGAGACUGUCCUAUAAUGUAAUACCUUUAAACUUGACUCUGGACAAUAGAGUGGCAGACCAGCUCUGGGUGCCCGAUACCUACUUUCUGAAUGAUAAGAAGUCAUUUGUGCAUGGGGUGACUGUCAAGAACCGCAUGAUCCGCCUGCAUCCAGAUGGGACCGUUCUUUAUGGCCUCAGAAUCACAACCACAGCUGCCUGCAUGAUGGACCUAAGGCGGUACCCACUGGAUGAACAAAACUGCACCUUGGAAAUUGAAAGCUAUGGAUAUACCACCGAUGACAUUGAGUUUUACUGGCGUGGGGAUGAUAACGCAGUAACAGGAGUGACAAAGAUUGAACUUCCACAGUUCUCUAUCGUGGAUUACAAACUUAUCACCAAGAAGGUUGUUUUUUCCACAGGUUCCUAUCCCAGAUUGUCCCUCAGCUUUAAGCUUAAGAGAAACAUUGGUUACUUUAUUCUGCAAACAUACAUGCCUUCCAUCCUGAUCACUAUCCUCUCCUGGGUCUCCUUCUGGAUUAAUUAUGAUGCAUCAGCUGCAAGAGUGGCAUUAGGAAUUACAACUGUCCUUACAAUGACUACGAUCAAUACCCACUUGCGGGAGACUCUCCCUAAAAUCCCCUAUGUGAAGGCCAUUGACAUGUACCUGAUGGGGUGCUUUGUCUUUGUUUUCAUGGCCCUUCUGGAAUAUGCUUUGGUCAACUACAUCUUUUUUGGGAGGGGACCCCAACGCCAAAAGAAAGCAGCUGAGAAAGCUGCUAGUGCCAACAAUGAGAAGAUGCGCCUGGAUGUCAACAAGAUUUUUUAUAAAGAUAUUAAACAAAAUGGGACCCAAUAUCGAUCCUUGUGGGACCCAACUGGAAACCUCUCCCCAACUAGACGGACUACCAAUUACGAUUUCUCUCUGUAUACGAUGGACCCACAUGAGAACAUCUUACUGAGCACUCUUGAGAUAAAAAACGAAAUGGCCACAUCUGAGGCUGUGAUGGGACUUGGAGACCCCAGGAGCACAAUGUUGGCCUAUGAUGCCUCCAGCAUCCAAUAUCGGAAAGCCGGGUUACCCAGGCAUAGUUUUGGCCGAAAUGCUCUUGAGCGACAUGUGGCACAAAAGAAAAGCCGCCUGCGGAGACGUGCCUCCCAACUGAAAAUCACCAUCCCCGACUUGACUGAUGUGAAUGCCAUAGAUCGGUGGUCCCGCAUAUUCUUCCCAGUGGUUUUUUCCUUCUUCAACAUCGUCUAUUGGCUUUAUUAUGUGAACUAAAACAUAGCCUCCCAUGGGAAGCAAGGACUAGAUUCCUCCUCAAACCAGUUGUACAGCCUGACGUAGGACUUGGAAAACACAUCAAUCCAGGACAAAAGUGAUGCUAAAAUACCUUAGUUGCUGGCCUAUCCUGUGGUCCAUUUCAUACCAUUUGGGUUGCUUCUGCUAAGUAAUGAAUACACUAAGGUCCUUGUGGUUUUCCAGUUAAAAUGCAAGUGAUUUGUAUACAUGCUGGCAAGACUGUCUGAGUGUUCCACUUUAUCUGCUGAUGCAGCCUAUAUAGAGGGCAAUUAUUUAGAAGAUAUUCUGAGAGGGCUCAGUAGCAUUGCCAGUCAUUUUGCUGAGAAGUGGUCAUAUCCAGAUACUCCCCAUCUUCAUUUCUAAGGUUGGCAUGCUGUUGAGAUGGCACUGUGUUUAUGAAACAUCUGCAAUGCCAUGCAAACAUGCUUACUGAAGAUGACCUAUGCCUGUCUUAAGGUGAUAAUGGUGUGUCAUGGGAAGAUAGUUCCCACUGGAUUCUAGAAGGUUCUCAUGUAGUUCAAACAGGAUAGGCAGAGUGAAGACAGAGACUUGGUAACCAAUUUGGCCAGUCUCUGCUUGAGCACAGGGAGUCAACUCUGAUGUCUUCCAUUUUGACAUUUCUAGAAACUGGGGACUACUAAACAUUAUCAUGCAUGGUGGCCAAGAAAUGUUUCUAAAAAGCUAUUUCUUGUUGGUUAAAAUAGAGUUAAUAAUCCAGAGAAGAGUGGAAAAUCCAGAAACAAAUGUUGUAACAAAAUUAAAGCAAGCGAGCAGCAUGACCCUUACCAGCCCCACACAGCAUCUGGUCCAUACAUAUUUUGUAUAAUGGCAAAAGGUCAGUGAGAGAGAUUUUUUCCCCCACUUCACAGGCUUUUGACAGCACACCUAAAGAGGUUUUUAUAGUUUAUCUAAUCAAAAGACAACCACAAAAUAGAAAAGCUAGCAAAAUUAGAAGUAUCUUAGAUGCAGGUUAGAUUGGGAAUCAUUCAAAUAUACUAAUAUAGAGCACAGAUAAAGCUAGGAGACAGGUUGAUUUUCUCAGACAAUGUCAGCUGUCUCUACAACAUUUCCCUUAAGUUUAUUUCUGAAUUUAAUAGGGUAUUUCAAAAGAAGGAUUUGUUCAUUUCUUUAAAGGAUUAAUGGUCCUUUGCCAGCUUUUCUUGUUUCUGAAAUCCUGAUUAUAUUCUUAGGAGACAAAGCAAGGCUUUGAAGAGAUUGAUUGAACUACAUUUCCUUAUGUGCAAUGACAUUCACCUUUGUAUUUUUCAUAGCAAACAAUACUUAAAGGAUUAUGUGCACAAGUCGAGUUAGUUUGUGGGUUUGUUGGAUUUGACUUUUUAAGGGUGCUUUCAUUGUAUAUGUUGCGAUCGGCUGGAUCAAAGAAAACAUGAAAAGUAGUGUAGAAUAGGAUAACAACAAAGCUACAUUAACAUGAUGAAUGUUAUGAGCCUCAAUUGAUAUUACAGAAAAAUAUAUAACUGAUCAGCAGGCAUGAUGUAUUGUUUUUAUUCAAUUUUUAAAUUAUGUCAGUGUGCUUCUUUCUAUAAUAAUUGGACAUAUGCAUUCAUAUGUGAGACAGUAAAGAGAAUAAGCUAAUAUAUUUUAUUUCUAUCAAUGUGAGGUCCAUAUUUUGCUUUUCUUGGAGAAAAUAGUGAAUUGCUAAUUUCUCCUUAAAGUUUGAUUUGAUUGAAUGUUUUCUUAGAGGAUGACUUUGCUAUUUCUAUUUUAAAGACAAGAAACACUUAUUUUCAAAGUAACAUCCCUAAUUGUGCAUAGUAGGCAAGGCCAGUAUUUGCCUGUGGAUAAAAUGUAUGUUUUUUUCCCUUGAUAAUUCAGCAGCUUGGAAUAUGACAGAGUCCUGCUGCCCUCCUAUUCCAACUAUCAGACAGAGAGGGGAAAAAAAAGGUUUAGCAUUCAGCUUUCUAAAUUCUAUGCUCCAAGAUGGGAGGUAUUUUUUUUUUUCCUUCACCAGCAAAGGGAACUCUGGCCUUUAUUUUUUGAUUAUACACUUGAACACUUCUGAGUAUGAUCUUUGGGCAGAAUCCAACCAAGUUUCUGCCCAUGGGCUCAGAGUAAAAAUUUCUCAAUUUUCUCCAGGUACAUGCUUUCACCUAGGCAAUCAUUUUGGGGCACACACUAAUAAAAGUGCCUGUCCCUUUUCGCCAGGGGUUAAAGUUUGAGUAGCAUAUAUCAGGAAGGAGCAUAUCGAUAACUCAGGUGCACAACUCCAAAAUGCCAUCCUAGAAAGGUUUUCUAGAGACAACUCAGAGCCCAAGUCUAGCAGUGGGCUCUUAUUUGCAAUUAUCAUAAAAGCCAUAAAAAUCCUUGAUAUUGUCAUUUAUGGUUACAACAAAAUUUCAAUGUCCAGGGAAGUCAACAUGGUAAUCUAGAUCAAAGUGAGAGAAGAAACUUUGCAGCAUGAGCCUCAAAAGCGUAUGACCAAGGAUUCAUUUCUGUUCACAGUGAUAAGAAGAAACCAGAAAAAGGAGAAAGAUGGGAGCUUCAAACAGAUGCCCUAGAACGAAAUCCAUAUAUUGGCAUUCAAUAACCACGUAGGUAGAAACAAAUGACUCAUCCUGCCCAGGGACAACAGUAGAUGUAGAUUUUAUUUUUAACUAUAUUUUUACUGUAGUUGAAUUGGACUGUAGUCACCAAACUGGGGGUGGGUUAGGGAGGGGUGCUAGAUCUCAUAACUCUAUGAAAACCAGUCAGCUUGGUAUCCAGUGGUUAAAUUUAAGGACCACAAAAAUGUGUUUUGGCAAUUCUGAUAUGGUAUUAGUAUCACUUUAUACAUAUAUGUAUAUAUAUAUAUAUAUAUAUAUAUAUAUAUAUAUAUAUAUAUAUAGUUUUCCUUUUGAUUAUGAAACAGCCAGAUAGCCAGCAAUUAAGGUGUUUUUCAUCUUUGUGAAAUUCAUAGGCAAAUUCUGACUCUAAAAUGCACAGUCUAAAUGAAAUCUUUGAUCUCAAUCUGUAUAUAUAUAUUGUACAUGACUGCUAGUAGGUAUGAAAUGCAUUUUCAGAAUUGAAAACUCAUGCAACAUAAUCAUGUGUUUGCAUAAGGAAUGUUACAAUUCUUUCUACUGCAAUUUAACAACAGGGGAAAAUACUUAAGCAGUGCCAUCUAGACCUUUUAUCUUCUCAUGUCUUCAAAAGCAGUGCUAAGUAAAAAUAAUAAUAAUAAUAAUAAUAAAAAUGGUUUAUGAACCAAAAGACUUUACAUUCUAGUAUUAGGAACACAAAAAGUCUGUCAGCUUAUAAAAGCACAACACAUAGAGAAAGUUCAGUGGAAUGCAGUGGGAAAAUGAAUCAUGUUCAUUUUAAGCAAGACCUGCAUUAAAUUGACAACUAACACAAUUUCCAUUUUCUAUAGGUAACUGUGUUCCAGUCUUAUGACUAAGUUCAUACUAAACAACAAAAACAGCAAAACAAUCAACAACAGGUCUUACAACAUAUCUACAUGUAUAUAUGUGUAUAUAUAGAUCCAUGUAAACAUAAAUACAUAUAUAUGCAUUCAUAUGUUGGAAAACAAAAGGAAUAAGCUAAUAUGUUUUAUUUCCUUCAUUUAACCAAUGUAUGAGUAUUUUUAAUUGGCAACCAACAAAUCAACCUAUUGAAACUAAUAAUACAGGGUACUGAGCAUUUCUCUAUCAGCAGAUCAAUGCCUACAGUUCUUAUGAACCAUUGCACAGUUUGACACUACAAUAGUACUGUACCUCAGAACAUCGGGAAUUAACUAGUUCUCACAUUGCUUGUCUACUUGCUCUCUUUUUCAAGAAAACAAAUAACAUUGUCUAUUGGUGAUUUAAAAACAAAGUCUUAAAACAGAAAAUGAAAAAAAAAUCCUCCUUGAAGGAGGAAAAAAAAAUAAUAACCCCACCAUGUUGGUUAGGGCAAAUACUCUCAACUGUAGCAAUCAUGCCAUUUUGCUAAGUGUACAGAGUCCAUGUAAUGUGAGCAACCAUAACUUUCACUGAGCGUGUGUAAAUAUUAAAACAGAUUUCUUAAAUAUUUUUAACUUCUAAUUUGUAUUUUAUGGUAAGGCAAUGUGCUAAUUCUGUUUAUGGCUUAUGUUUAUGUGUUAUAAUAUUAUGUAAAUAAUUCAACAUGCUGUAAAUGAAUAGUCAAUAGAUACAAAUAAUUGUUUAAUUCUUUUUCUUAAUUUUUAUUUAUUUUUUACUAAGUACAGUUACUGCAGUGCCCCAGCAGAGUAAUUUAAACACCCUUUUGCAUAAAUGGUUUGGGAUCCCAGACAGAAGGGUUUCAAUUUGCUAUCACAGACAUACACACAUACACACUCACACACUCUCUCUCACACACACACACACACACACACACACACACUCACACUCACACUCUCACUUUCCGCUCUCUCACUUCCACUCUCAUCCCCUUUAUGGGAAAUGCUGUAGUGUUUAUGUAGUCAAUGUAACAGCCAAGAGAUAGCCUUAGAAAUGGAAAUGGGAAAAGCAGAAAUGAUCAUUGAUAACUUGAUAGAUUUUUUUAUAUGUCAGAGUUCAAGACACCAAAGGUUGUAACUUAAAUCUCAAUUUUAAAAGAGUAAAAGUUUAUAUUGAUGGCACUACAGGAAAUAAAAGUGCUUAUUAUUCAUACCUGUUCCAGAAAUUUAUUACACAUAAUACACAUGAGACUUUUUUUUAAUAAUAGCAUUUUGUCUUUAGAUAGUAUUAUUCCUUUUAACCAAAGACUCCAGAAUUAUUAAAAAACAAAAAAAAAGGAAAGAAAAAAGGAAAAAUAGGGGAAAAUAAAAAAAAAAGACUGCUUCACACCAAAGGUUUAAAAAAUAUUUUCCAAAUACACUAGGAACAUUGUAAAAACUAGUAAGGAGCCAACAGAAUGCUAACUAAGAUACUGCCGUAAAGAAAUCAUUUAAGAAAAAAAAAAGCAGCAACACCCUUAAAAAUUUAUUACUUAAAAAUUGAAGUGAAACAUUUCUGUAGAUAUAUGCAAAAAUUCUAACAUCAGAUUUUAAUUUGCUUUGAAAAGUUCUUUUGUGAUAAAGAUAAAUAUGAUCCAAUAUGAUGACAAACAGAACUUUGUGUUUUUUAACUUUCAAAACCAAAUGUCUCUCUCCUGUCAAAUGUCCACUAAUCUGAUGCCCAUUUGUGUGUCUUUGUACCACCAGAAGCAAGCUGACAGUUCCAUCAGCUUGUAUCUUUUUCCUUUUCAGUUCAGUAAUUUGAGUUAAACCAUGGUCAUUUUAAACAUAAUUAUUUCAAACGAAGUUGCAAAUGAUUUAAAUUCCAUAGCAUUUAAAAAAUUUUAUUUGCAUGGGUGUUUAAAUAGUUCUGUUAUGAAUAUUGUCCCUGCACAGUUCUGAAUUGUCCUUUUAUAAAAAGUGAUAUUCUAGUUUCUUCACAUGUAGUGAUUAUCAGCCUUACUAAUUACCUUGUAGCCUUUCUUAAUAUGCACAUAAUGCACAUUUUCCAAUGGCUAGAAAAUGCAAAACACAAGUGGAUAUCAUUGCAUCUAUUUUCAUGUCUUUCUAAAAAACAGGACUACUAAAAUCUCUGGGAUACAUGAGAUAGUAACAAAUGAGGAUUAUAAAUGAGUAGCACAUAAGAAUUAUUUUCUUGAAUUUAAACUUAUUACAGCCAGUUUCAGCAUGUAAAUAUAUAAUAAUGUUGGCUAGUGUGUAAUUCUUGAACUAAGAAAUAUAAAUAAAACUUAAAAGAA
Molecule: messenger RNA, 7545 nt
Organism: Acinonyx jubatus (cheetah)
Lineage: Eukaryota; Metazoa; Chordata; Mammalia; Carnivora; Felidae
Gene: GABRB2
Product: gamma-aminobutyric acid type A receptor subunit beta2
Exons: 11
Coding region: 292-1830 (512 amino acids)
Biological process (GO): regulation of membrane potential; signal transduction; monoatomic ion transmembrane transport
Cellular component (GO): neuron projection; synapse; GABA-A receptor complex
Molecular function (GO): GABA-A receptor activity; neurotransmitter receptor activity; extracellular ligand-gated monoatomic ion channel activity
Source: RefSeq, a predicted model, not a curated record